Messenger RNA from Heterobasidion irregulare TC 32-1, 297 nucleotides. RefSeq lists its product as uncharacterized. The record is from RefSeq and is a predicted model, not a curated record. The coding region runs from base 1 to 297 and encodes 98 amino acids. The transcript is spliced from 2 exons. NCBI's taxonomy places the organism in Eukaryota, Fungi, Basidiomycota, Agaricomycetes, Russulales, Bondarzewiaceae.
AUGCCGUGUUGUCUCGUUCAAACCCACACUGUGUGUACAUCUCCCUGGCCUCAUUCUUAUUCGUCACCUGUAUUCAUUCCCCGUUAUUUUAUUGAUCCAACUACUGUACCCGUAUCAUCUUAUAUAUCUGAAGUACCGAUCGUAUCAGCAAAUUAUUCAAUUCGAGAUCGUCGUGCCCUGCCUAACUGCAGCAGGUCGUUACGAAUCAAUAAAGGAUUGAAGUUUGUCGACUUUCAAACAACAUACUUUCAAGCCGUAAAGCGGAAACAGUCCUCUCAUAGAUCCGGCAGUCUUUGA